Molecule: messenger RNA, 1824 nt
Organism: Plasmodium gonderi
Lineage: Eukaryota; Apicomplexa; Aconoidasida; Haemosporida; Plasmodiidae
Product: variable surface protein
Exons: 3
Coding region: 1-1824 (607 amino acids)
Source: RefSeq, a predicted model, not a curated record
AUGGAUCAUACACGGAAGGAGGAAUGGGUAAAUCUCACUUUUUAUUUAAGAAUAGAAGGUAUAUUAAAGGAGUUAUCUUCAUAUAAAUCAUGUUAUGAUGAUUUCAUUAAGGAGGUGGAGUCUCAGAAUAAAAGUGAUUAUGAAAAUUAUUGCAAUGAAAUAAAAAAUUCUAACGAUAGUUCUACGUGGAUUUUUGAUUUUUGCCUUAAAUUUGCAAGGAAUUUAAAAUCUAUAAAAGAAAUGAAUGGCGAAAAUGCUCAGAAAAAUUGUUUGUGCUUCAACUAUUGGGUAUUUUAUGAAAUAUGGAAAAAAGAAGAAAAUAAAAUGGAUAAUGUUUAUGACAGACGAAUUUAUUCUGAACUUUAUGAAAUAGGAAAAAAAAUUAAUUCUGAAUCAGGAGGCUAUUAUUGUGCAUGUUAUUUUUAUGGUAUUUUGGAUAAAUGGAAAAAAGAGAAAGAUUUGCAUGAUUACUUUAAAAAUUUCAAAGAAAUUAAAGAAAAAGUUAGUUCAAAAAAUAUUGAGUGCAAUUUAUAUUUAUCCUACCUACAGUAUAUGAAAAAAGUGUAUGAAGAACAUGAAAAUUAUUGCUGUAUAUAUGGUGAUCCAGAUUGUCGUCGAUAUUUUGAUUGUGAUUACGAUAAGAAGCCAAGUAUACUCUCAUCUAAAUUAUCGUGUUUAAAUAAAGAUAAGGUCGAACAUGAAGGGUCUGAUUUGUAUGGUGGAGAUGCCUCUGAGGAUCUCCUAUUAGAUAAUACUAUGAUAAUUAAGCAUGGAAGAUGUAUACCUACUAAAGAUGACAAAGGAGUUCCUUUAGGAUAUAAAUGUGUAUUUCCAGAGUAUCAGAGACAUACAACAGAAUAUAAAAAUGGUGAAAAACCUAGUGAACAUCCAGAUUUAUGGAAGCAUAUACAUGUAAUAGAUUUAAAAACGCAUGAAGAUGUCACAAAUAAUAUAUUUAAUAAUAUGGGUGUAAAGAAUUCUAACAAUUUAUUUCAAGAGGAUAUUGUAACAUUAUUUGCUGAAGUUCCGCCUAAUGUGCGUAAUUCCUAUGUUGAAAAUGAAGAAAUUGCUUGUUUAUUAAGAAAAUCAAAUAAACCUGAAAAAUGCAAAAAAUUAAAGGAAAAACGUGAGUAUAAAUUCCUUAAAGAAAUAAUAAAAUCCAAGGGAUUGCUGGAUGAAGGAAAUAAAUCACAUGAAAGAGACCCUGAAUUAACAGUUGGAGGAAAUACAGCUCAGGAUGUGGAUAGCAAUAAUCCUGUUAAUCCAAGUCCAUUACAAGUUCAAGUAAGUGCGUCAACAGUUCAAGAAAGCGCAUCAGAGGAACAAGCGAGUGCAUCAUCAGUUCAUGUAAGUGAUUCAUCAGUUCCAGUUAUUACACAACCAGGAAAAAAAGGUGUAUCAACAGUCCAUGUACUUGCAAAACCAGAUGAAAGAGGUGAAUCACUAGUUCAAGAAAAUACAAAACGUGCUGAGAGCAUUAAUGCACAUGUUGAAAACGAUGAUCACGUUAUUGUGUCAGAAUCUGGAAUUGGCUUAAUGCAAAAUAAAAUUUUCCGCAUCGGUACUGCAACUAUAUUAGGUGUAGGGGCAUUAUUCCUUUUUUUUUUAUACUACAAAGUAAAUUUAAAUUUGGAUAUGAAAUACACAUAUUUUACUCCCUUUGGAUCCUGGUUAAAUAGAAGAGCUUUCAAGAAAACAAAACAAAAUUACGAUCUUCAGGAAGGGUUUAGGGGAGAAUUAUUAAAAAAUACUUCACAGUUUGAUCGUGCGAUUCCAAACAGAAAUAGAGUUCGUAUAUAUUACCAUUCACAAAAUUGUACAUAG